Galdieria sulphuraria is the source of this 421-nucleotide messenger RNA. RefSeq lists its product as uncharacterized. Gene Ontology annotation, biological process: regulation of DNA-templated transcription. NCBI's taxonomy places the organism in Eukaryota, Rhodophyta, Bangiophyceae, Galdieriales, Galdieriaceae. The transcript has a single exon. Bases 17 to 328 code for a protein of 103 amino acids. The record is from RefSeq and is a predicted model, not a curated record. Gene Ontology annotation, molecular function: DNA-binding transcription factor activity; DNA binding.
UCUCCAAUUGUGUUUCAUGGCAAGUGAAGAAUUGGAUGUGAAAAGAAUACCUCUAGAACUAAAGGAGAAAGUGUUAAGUUUGCCACCUAACCAGCUGACUCAUGAAGAAAAGAAAUUGAGAAGAAUUUUUCGCAACCGAGCAUCUGCUGAACGUUCUAGAAAGCGGAUGCUUGAGUUACUGGAAGAGCUUGAAAACGAGAACGCUUCGCUGAAGAAGAAGAUUGAGCGUCUGCAAUCUGUAAAAGUGGAGAACUGUUACCUCAAACAACAACUGAAGGACUUGGACAAUUUGUUGCAAAGUAUGGCUUCAGGGUUCGCUACCUUUUGAACUUUGUGAAGAGCAAUGAUGUAGACAAAGCAACCAAGUAAGUCUGUUGUUGUCCAGAAUGAUCUUGAUCGCACCCUCAGAAUGUCAAUGGAC